Molecule: messenger RNA, 495 nt
Organism: Chrysochloris asiatica (Cape golden mole)
Lineage: Eukaryota; Metazoa; Chordata; Mammalia; Afrosoricida; Chrysochloridae
Gene: AP1S3
Product: adaptor-related protein complex 1, sigma 3 subunit
Exons: 5
Coding region: 1-495 (164 amino acids)
Biological process (GO): vesicle-mediated transport; intracellular protein transport
Cellular component (GO): membrane coat; AP-1 adaptor complex; intracellular membrane-bounded organelle
Molecular function (GO): clathrin-cargo adaptor activity
Source: RefSeq, a predicted model, not a curated record
AUGUUCCUGAUCAUCCUUUCUCUGAAUUCACCGAUACAUUUUAUAUUGCUCUUCAGUCGACAAGGGAAGUUACGGCUGCAGAAAUGGUACACUACUCUACCGGACAAAGAGAGGAGGAAGAUCAUCCGGGACAUCAUUCAGAUUGUCCUUUCCCGCGGGCAGAGGACAAGCAGCUUUGUUGACUGGAAGGACCUGAAACUGGUGUAUAAAAGGUAUGCUAGUUUGUAUUUUUGCUGUGCAAUAGAAAAUCAGGACAAUGAGCUCUUGACACUAGAGAUUGUGCACCGGUAUGUGGAGUUGCUGGACAAAUACUUUGGAAAUGUCUGCGAGUUGGAUAUUAUCUUUAACUUUGAAAAGGCCUAUUUCAUCCUGGACGAGUUUAUAAUAGGAGGAGAAGUUCAGGAAACAUCCAAGAAAACUGCAGUAGCAGCAAUGGAAGACUCCGAUAUGUUACAGGAGACUAUGGAAGAAUACAUGAGCAAGCCUACAUUCUAA